Molecule: messenger RNA, 972 nt
Organism: Pediculus humanus corporis (human body louse)
Lineage: Eukaryota; Metazoa; Arthropoda; Insecta; Psocodea; Pediculidae
Product: Arfaptin-2, putative
Exons: 4
Coding region: 1-972 (323 amino acids)
Biological process (GO): intracellular protein transport; regulation of Arp2/3 complex-mediated actin nucleation
Cellular component (GO): trans-Golgi network membrane
Molecular function (GO): protein domain specific binding; phospholipid binding
Source: RefSeq, a predicted model, not a curated record
AUGUCUCACGCUGCGGUUAAGCAAGAACAAGUCGGCGAAAGAAAUAUUCACGAAAUAUUAAGUGAAUCUUCACCCGGAGAGAAAAAAAAUUUCGAUAGAAACAAUUUAAAAUACAUAUCGCAUCCGACAUCGUUAUCACUGUCGGCCAACGAUUCAUCAGUUUUGACUCCUUUUGAAGCUCCUUCACAAAAUGGUGAUCCAUGCGCUAAAACUCCUCCUUCUAAAAUAGACACCAUUAAAAGCUGGAGUAUUUCAACGUAUAAGUGCACAAAGCAAUUGAUGUAUGAAAAAUUGGGUAAAUCUUCUCGUACGGUGGACACAGAGCUUGAAAAUCAUAUUGAAAGCCUAAGAGAUACUCAAAGAAAAUAUUUGAAUUUGUUAAGAUUGUCAAGGGCCUUAACUAGUCAUUUUUAUCAAGUUGUUCAGAUUCAACACGGUUUGGGAGAAGCAUUUUCAGACUUGGCUCAUAAAUCACCCGAACUUCAGGAAGAAUUUCUCUAUAAUUCAGAGACUCAAAAAAGUCUAACUAAAAAUGGUGAAACUCUAAUAAAUGCUUUAAAUUUCUUUAUAUCUUCUGUUAAUACCCUUUGUACUAAAACAAUUGAAGAUACCUUACUUACAAUUAGGCAAUAUGAAUCUGCUAGAAUUGAAUAUGAUGCCUACAGAACAGAUUUAGAAGCAAUGUCACAAGCUCCAAAAACAGAUUCCAGUACAACUAAAAUAUUAGAAGCUCAGCAAUCUUUUCAGCAGCAGAAAGAUAAUUUUGAAAAAUUAAGAUCAGAUGUUUCUAUUAAAAUUAAAUUUCUAGAUGAAAAUAGAAUAAAAGUCAUGCAUAAGCAGUUGCUGCUGUUCCACAAUGCGAUAUCUGCAUAUUUUUCCGGUAACCAACAAGCGUUGGAGGCGACAUUGAAACAAUUUAACAUUAGAGUUAAAUCACCCAAUUCUACUAUUCCAUCGUGGCUCGAGCAGUAG